Pteropus alecto (black flying fox) is the source of this 2642-nucleotide messenger RNA. It is a transcript of the gene GRK5, whose product is annotated as G protein-coupled receptor kinase 5. Gene Ontology annotation, biological process: regulation of signal transduction; protein phosphorylation. Bases 212 to 2290 code for a protein of 692 amino acids. Gene Ontology annotation, cellular component: cytoplasm. Gene Ontology annotation, molecular function: protein serine/threonine kinase activity; ATP binding. The transcript is spliced from 16 exons. The record is from RefSeq and is a predicted model, not a curated record. NCBI's taxonomy places the organism in Eukaryota, Metazoa, Chordata, Mammalia, Chiroptera, Pteropodidae.
GAGGAAGAAGCAGCGGCGGCGGCGGCUCCUCUUUGCAGAGGGGGAAAACUCUGAGGGAUAAGAGCAGGAAUAAUGCGUCAGGAAAGGCGGGCUCCCGGCUCCCGGCUCCCGGCUCCGGCAGCAGAAGCGGCAGCCCGAGCAGCGACAGCGACAGCACCCUCAGGCUCUGACAGCCCCACCAGCCGGCUCCCUCGCUGACCGCCGACUGUCAAUGGAGCUGGAAAACAUCGUGGCCAACACGGUCUUGUUGAAAGCCAGGGAAGGGGGCGGAGGAAAGCGCAAAGGGAAAAGCAAGAAGUGGAAGGAAAUCCUGAAGUUCCCUCACAUCAGCCAGUGUGAGGAUCUCCGGAGGACAGUAGACAGAGAUUACUGCAGUUUAUGUGACAAGCAGCCAAUUGGAAGGCUACUUUUCCGGCAGUUCUGUGAAACAAGACCUGGGCUGGAGUGUUACAUCCAGUUCUUGGACUCAGUGGCAGAAUAUGAAGUUACUCCGGAUGAAAAACUGGGAGAAAAAGGGAAGGAAGUUAUGACCAAGUACCUCACCCCAAAGUCCCCAGUUUUCAUCGCCGAAGUUGGCCAGGACCUGGUCUCGCAGGCGGAGGAGAAGCUCCUUCAGAGGCCGUGCAAAGAACUCUUCUCUGCCUGUGCACAGUCUGUCCACAACUACCUGAGUGGAGAACCCUUCCACAACUAUCUGGACAGCAUGUAUUUUGAUCGCUUUCUCCAGUGGAAGUGGUUGGAAAGGCAACCAGUAACCAAAAACACGUUCAGGCAGUACCGGGUACUAGGAAAAGGGGGCUUUGGGGAGGUGAGUGAACGCCCACGUUUUCAGUUGGCAGUUUCUGUUCUGCCCCAGGUCACGGCCCCGUGGAGAAGGAGGGGGAGCCUGGGGCCUCUGGGAAGGUCGGAGUGUCUGAAGUGGGGGAGGGCGUGGGCCAGCCCUCAGGCGGAAAGGGGCACUCUGGGCGGUGUCUGCAGCGGGCAGUGUGCCUCAGGCGCUGGUCUCCACCAGCAAGGAACUAGGUCCUUUCUGUUGACGGUCCCUCUGGCCAGCGUGUCCUGCAUGCAAGAGGAGACAGUCUUCGCCCAGCUGCGUUCCACUUCACGAAGCCCACCGGCCACCUCCCCGGCCCAGUCCCUGUGCCCCCGCACUCCCCUCCCUCAGCCCUCCCCUAACUUCAGGGGCCUUGAGGAAGAAGCGCGGAAGUGGGGGACAGCUCCUGAACCUCACCGCGGUACUGUCUUGUGCUCCCAGGUCAACCUGGCCUACGCCUAUGAGACCAAGGACGCGUUGUGCUUGGUUCUGACCAUCAUGAACGGGGGUGACCUGAAGUUCCACAUCUACAACAUGGGGAACCCCGGCUUCGAGGAGGAGCGAGCCUUGUUCUACGCGGCAGAGAUCCUGUGCGGCUUGGAAGACCUGCACCGUGAGAACACGGUCUACAGAGAUUUGAAACCCGAAAAUAUCCUGUUAGACGAUCACGGUCACAUUAGGAUCUCAGACUUGGGCCUGGCCGUGAAGAUCCCCGAGGGAGAGCUGAUCCGCGGCCGGGUGGGCACCGUCGGCUACAUGGCCCCGGAGGUCCUGAACAACCAGAGGUAUGGCCUGAGCCCUGACUACUGGGGUCUGGGCUGCCUCCUCUACGAGAUGGUCGAGGGCCAGUCGCCGUUCCGAGGCCGCAAAGAGAAGGUGAAACGGGAGGAGGUGGACCGCCGGGUCCUGGAGACCGAGGAGGUGUACUCCCACAAGUUCUCCGAGGAGGCCACGUCCAUCUGCAAGAUGCUGCUCACCAAAGAUGCAAAGCAGAGGCUGGGCUGCCAGGACGAGGGAGCCGCUGAGGUCAAGAGACACCCCUUCUUCAGGAGCAUGAAUUUCAAGCGCCUAGAAGCCGGGAUGUUGGACCCUCCCUUCAUUCCAGAUCCCCGGGCCGUGUACUGUAAGGACGUGCUGGACAUCGAGCAGUUCUCCACCGUGAAGGGCGUCAACCUGGACCACACGGACGACGACUUCUACUCCAAGUUCUCCACGGGCUCCGUGCCCAUCCCGUGGCAGAACGAGAUGAUAGAAACAGAAUGCUUUAAAGAGCUGAACGUGUUUGGACCUAACGGUACCCUCCCGCCAGACCUGAACAGAAGUCACCCUCCGGAACCGCCGAAGAAAGGGUUGUUCCAGAGAAUCUUCCAGCGUCAGCAUCAGAACAAUUCCAAGAGUUCGCCCAAUUCCAAGGCCAGUUUUAACCACCACGUCAAUUCAAACCAUGUCAAUUCCAACUCCACCGGAAGCAGCUAGCUGCAGCUUGGCCUUGGAGCCCACGGUGGGACCAGCCUAGACCCUUCUUCCAAGAAGCGGAACUUGUGACCGGUGGAGCUUCCGCUCUGGCUGGGAGGACGGGGGAGCCGUCCGAAAGCCGGGAAAGGAGGCUGUCGCCCCUCAGCGAGGAGCCCCCCAGGUUUCUCAAAGAGAUUUCCACUCAGGUCUGUUGGCAGAGGUGGCCCUCAAGCCGGGGUGGACUGGAUCUGUCUCUGUCGGACAUUGCAAUAGAAAUCCAAUCGGAUACGACGACUUGCACGAAUUUUAAUAGCGUCAUAACUAGAACUGAAUUUUGUCUUUAUUAUUUUUAAAGAAAAGUUUUGUAAAUUUC